UUCUAGUUCUUGUACCGCUGCAAUGCUCGACGCCUCCACCAAUUGGAAUAUUGGAUCUUUUGUUCCCGUUUUCUGGGUGCUACUUUCUCUCUCCUUACAGCAUCGUCUAGAGAGAGAGAGAAAGAGAGGGGAAAUGGUGAUGUGGGUAUUCGGGUACGGGUCUCUAAUAUGGAAAGCUGGGUUUGACUACGACGAUCGACUUGUUGGUUUCAUCAAAGGCUAUCGUCGUGUCUUCUACCAAGGUAGUACUGACCACAGAGGCACACCUGAGUAUCCAGGAAGAACUGUGACUUUGGAGCCUGCCGGAGGGGAAGUCUGUUGGGGGAUUGCCUACAAGAUAACCAAGAAAGAAGACGAAGAAACUGCAUUUACAUAUUUAGAAGUGAGGGAGAAGCAGUAUGACAAGAAGGCUUAUCUUGAUUUUUUCACUGAGCCUUCAGCUACAACUCCAGCAGUUUCAGGAGUAAUGGUAUACAUAGCAUCUCCAGACAAGAAGCUGAACAAGAACUACUUGGGUCCAGAAUCUCUCGAAAAUAUUGCCAAGCAAAUCGUCUGUGCUCAAGGUCCCUCAGGGCCCAAUAGAGACUACCUUUUCCAACUUGAAAGAUCUCUUCUUGAAAUUGGAUGUGAGGACAAACAUGUAAUGGAUCUUGCCAAUGAAGUGAGGCGCAUGAUUCAAGAUGGUAAGCAACAAGAGCAAUAGACAAAGGGUUAUCAUUACUUGUAUUGAUACAUUCUUUCAAUUAGUAUUUGGAUAUGUACUUUGAGCUUUUAUAUCUUAGUACAAGAUUUCUGGGCUUUUAGCAACAAGAAAUGCAGUUAUAUUUUCAUAACUUA
Tripterygium wilfordii is the source of this 837-nucleotide messenger RNA. Its product is annotated as gamma-glutamylcyclotransferase 2-3. The record is from RefSeq and is a predicted model, not a curated record. Gene Ontology annotation, cellular component: cytoplasm. Lineage: Eukaryota; Viridiplantae; Streptophyta; Magnoliopsida; Celastrales; Celastraceae. Gene Ontology annotation, molecular function: gamma-glutamylcyclotransferase activity; glutathione specific gamma-glutamylcyclotransferase activity. Gene Ontology annotation, biological process: glutathione catabolic process. Bases 23 to 703 code for a protein of 226 amino acids. The transcript has 8 exons.